This is a messenger RNA of Chenopodium quinoa (quinoa), 1179 nucleotides long. RefSeq names its product protein FAR1-RELATED SEQUENCE 5-like. The record is from RefSeq and is a predicted model, not a curated record. The coding region runs from base 1 to 1179 and encodes 392 amino acids. NCBI's taxonomy places the organism in Eukaryota, Viridiplantae, Streptophyta, Magnoliopsida, Caryophyllales, Amaranthaceae. Gene Ontology annotation, biological process: regulation of DNA-templated transcription. The transcript is spliced from 3 exons.
AUGGGAAAUCGUCGGCUAGCAGACAUGUUGGGGGUCGAUUUAGUGGAAGCAUUGCGGGAAGAUGGCGAAGAUGGGCAUGGCUGCGCAAGGGAGUUGCGAUUCAACUCUGAGAAUGUGGGUGUUGGUGAGGCACUUGGAGCAGAUAGUGAGGAUGAUGUAUAUGUUUAUGAGGAGGGGUUAGAGAGUGGUGAUGGAUUUACAGAAGGAGAUGAGGAGGAGGAUGAAGAAGGAGAAGGAGAUGAGGGAGAAAUACAGGGGUCAUAUUUUGAGGAAGUAGAAGUUGAUGGUGGCGUUGAAGAUGAAGGGGCAGAGGCAGGAGGUUCUUCUUUCAUAACACUAAAGAAGGGCAGGAGUUAUGCUAGGCAAAAGGGUUUUGGUAUAGUUAGGGCUGCUUUUGGGUGGGUGGAUGUGAAGAAGGAAUUGAAAAAGGGGAAGUGUUGUAAGCAGAGAAGGAAUGCUAAGUGGACUUGUGACUGUUAUGGUUACGCUUCAAGGAAGCGUAGACAGGAUGCACUUAAGGAAGGGUUGUUGCAAGAUGAGGAGACAGUUCAGAAACGAAAGACUAAAAAGUGCGGGUGUCCUGUGGAGUUGUAUGCCAGUGUUAAUGAGGAAGGGAACUGGGUUAUUCGAAGGCUGAAUUUGGAGCACAAAGGUCACAUUGUUACUCCGGGAAAGUCAAAUGAUGUAGCGAUGUACCGGAAGCACGAGUUAAUGGUGAAAAAUAAUCAUUUGGUCAAGCAGGUGCAUACGGCGAAGAAGUCUAAGGUGAAGGUAUCCCAAAUGUACAGUUGUCAUGCUCGGGAGCGUAAUGGAGUGGAGGAGAUGACAUUUACGCAAAGAGACUUGGAGAAUGCAGUGGCUCAGAAAAUCAGACUUGAGCUUACUAAGGGUGAUGCAAAUGGCAUGAUAGAGUACUUCAACAAAAUGAGUGCCGACAAUCAAAAUUUUCUCCAUCUAUGUUGGUUUGGGAAGGACGGGGCAUUACAAGAUGUUGUGUGGGUAGACGCGAGGAGUAGAGCUGCGUAUAAGGAGUUAGGAGAUGUUAAGUGUUUUGACAGUACGUAUUUGACAAACAAAUUUCACCUUCCCUUUGCUGUGUUUAUCAGUGUGAACCAUCAUGGGCAGAGUAUUUUGUUUGGGUGUGCAUUAAUCUCUCAGGAAACGGCGGAGACCUAUUAG